Messenger RNA from Moneuplotes crassus, 2110 nucleotides. The record is from the annotation of a GenBank genome assembly. Lineage: Eukaryota; Ciliophora; Spirotrichea; Euplotida; Euplotidae.
GCUGAAAUGUCUAACGCAGGAGUAAAACCUGAAAAGGAAAAUACUGAAAUCAGGGGUUACAAAAUAAUGAAGCCUAUUGGUCAAGGAAAAUUUUCCAUUGUCUAUAAAGCUGAGAACACUGAAACUGGAGAAUGAGUUGCUCUUAAAUGUAUUAAAAUAUUCGAUAUGACCGAUGUAAAACAAAGAGAAAAGUGAUUAAAAGAAGUCAAAUUACUACAAUCUCUAGACCAUCCCAACAUUAUUCAAUACUUAGACUCCUUUAUCGAGAACAAUGAUCUCUACAUUGCUGUAGAAUGGGCUGAGAAAGGAGACCUCAAGUAUAUAGUAAAACGAGCAAUUCAAGAAGACUCUCACCUUGAUGAGAGCAAAGUGUGGCAAUAUAUUUCCCAGAUGGCAGAAGCACUGGCACAUAUGCAUUCAAAGAGAAUCAUGCAUAGAGAUCUAAAGCCAGCAAAUAUUUUCAUUGAUUCUGAAGGAAUGCUCAAAUUAGGAGACCUGGGGCUAGGAAGAGCAAUGAGUUCACAAACUCUUGAAGCCUAUUCAAGAGUUGGUACACCAUUGUAUAUGAGUCCUGAGGUAUUGGAAGGCAGUGGAUAUGACACUAAAAGUGAUGUCUGGAGUUUAGGAUGAAUAGCAUAUGAACUAUGAGCUCUGAAAUCUCCCUUUCGUAAACAGAACCAGAGCAUGUCUCUCUAUGAUCUUUUCCAGAGCAUAAAAGCUGGUGUAUUCGAUCCAAUUCCCGAUAGAUAUUCCUACAAGCUGAAAAUAUUGAUAGAAUCUAUAAUCAAAACAAAUCCUGUAGAAAGGCUAGAUAUUGACCAGAUUGUGUCUAUCUGAGACAUGCAUAAAGCAUCGGAGGCUAAGAAGCCAAAAAUAGAUUCAUAUCUAAUCAUGGAUGAUAUUAUGGACAAGCUAAAGCUCCUCGAUUACGAACGGAAGUUUGCUUUGAAGCCAAUUUCAAGAAUAUUCUUUUCCCAUUAUGAAGAAGAAAAAGGAUUCAACAAAUGUGAAUAUCUUUACGAGCUCUGAUAUUGGCUGAUGUCUCUUUCCCAAAACAAGAAUAGUCGAAGAAUAGGAGUCUAUCUCCCAUUCAAAACCAAUAAGUCUUCGGAAGAGGCAGUUAAAAGACUUCUAGCAGAUUGUAAAUAAAUUUGGAGUCAAGUUCUCCUCGUACUUCGAAGAGCAUCAGCUUCUUCAAGGUUUUGGAGACUCUGUGUGCUUUCUCGUAGAUGAGCUCUUAAACCGAGAACUAAUCAGAAGAGACUAUAAAUUCGAGGCUCCCAUUAUGCAAGAAGAUAGUGAUGAAGAGAGCGAAAUUGAAGAAGAGAAAUUUGACGAGGCAAAUAUUAUUAAUAUUGAUAAGCACCAAGAAAAAUCAAAACUGAGUAAAGCCUUUAAUAGCAGCAUGAGAAUUGAUAAUGGAAGAAUAACUCAGACUACAUUCGGCUUCAAGACUGACAAUCGAAUUAUGAACAAUAAUACAGAACAAGAGCCUGAAGAUUUAAUGGAUUUAGAUGAAAGCAUGAUUACUUGAAGCAUAAAGCCUGAAGAAUGGAAGAAAGAAGUGCUUCACGUUGAAAAAGACCUAAUGAAAUUUUAUGCCACUCUUAAUCAAGAACAAAAUUACCCUGUAAAUGAUUGCUUGAUUCAAUGAAAGUUGGUGAAAUCUUUAAUGCCAGAAAAGCUAAAUAAGACAAUUCAGAAAUCCGUGGAUUCUCUUUAUUCAGACUUAUAUUGCAUUUCACAACAAGAGAAUAAGAUAAACACCAAAUAACUGAGAUGAUGUUACUAAACUGAGAAAGAUAAAUGCUAACAAAUCCAAGAAUUUAAAAGAACUGACGACUCUUCGUGAUAGCAUGAAAUCGAAAAUAUAGUCAAAUUUGAUGACCUGACUCAGAAGCUAGAAAUUGCUCAUGCGAAGUAUGAGAAGAAAAACAAGGAGAUAGGAAGCACUGCAAAAAUAGAUAAAAUAAAGAAAGCCACUAAUCGUAUCAAGGUAGAGGUGUUCAAAGUAGACCAGAGGAUUGGAAUAAUACAGGCCUGACUCGCUAACAAGAAGGAGGAUAACAGUAAAGCCAAAGAGCUUUAUGAUGAACUUUUUGAACUUUAA